Molecule: messenger RNA, 977 nt
Organism: Pieris brassicae (large cabbage white)
Lineage: Eukaryota; Metazoa; Arthropoda; Insecta; Lepidoptera; Pieridae
Product: leucine-rich repeat-containing protein 74A-like
Exons: 2
Coding region: 62-934 (290 amino acids)
Molecular function (GO): N-acetyltransferase activity; protein binding
Source: RefSeq, a predicted model, not a curated record
UACUUUGAGUAGGUAACAUUUAUUAAUUAAAUUUACUAUAUUUUGUUAUUAAUAUUAUAAAAUGCAAUUAAAACGUAAAAAGCGUCGAUGUAUCUGUGAAAAGGAAAAACUAUUGAAACAAAUUACUGGUGACCCGCCAUAUUUAGAAUGUACGGAAAUUAAUAAAAUUCGCUUGGGUCUUUUUACUGAAAGAAACUCGGAUGGUACCGCUCAUUUAGUUCUUAGAGGAAAUGACAUUUAUAGCAGGUACCAGAGGCGUCUUGGCGAUGUUGACAUUCAGGCUCUUAUACUAUACAUACGAGAGUCACCGAAGCGAGUAACACGUCUAGAUUUAUCAUACAACCAAAUAACCGACAAAGGUUUCUUUAAACUACUAAAAAAAAUACUUAUCAAGGGCAGAUCCAGCGUAAUUAACUUAAAUAUAAUGAAUAAUAAUUUAACAGAGAAGUCCAUUUUGAAUUUGUCAAAAUACGCUGAUUAUUUAAAACUAAAAUAUUUAAGAUUGAAUGGAAACGACUUUGGCGAAAAUGGCAGCCAAUAUUUUGCCGAUUUCUUAGUGAAAAAUAAAACCGUUGAAUUUUGUGAUAUUGGUCAAACGUCGCUAACUUUAACAGGUAUAGCACAUAUUGUUACAGCAUUGAGAAUAGACCAUGGUGCGAAUAACACAGUUAAAGUUCUUGAUUUAAGCAGACUUGUACCGCUCUCCAAUCGAUAUUCAUAUGAAACGAAAUGUAAACCUAUUUGCAAAGCCUUAGGCAUAAAAGUGACAGCAACUGUAUUCACCGCGGCAGCGUCCCAAGCUGUGGCCCAAAAGGCUGGAUUCCAAGACAUUUUUACCAUCACCUAUGAAGAUUUGGCGGGAAAGGGGUUUGUUUUUCCAGGCAUUGAAGAAGAUACUAAACACUCUAAGUUAAUGGCACUUGUAAUUCUCUAAAAAUAAUUUUCGUGUUUGAGAUUUAACAAUAUUGUUGACGGUA